Messenger RNA from Guyanagaster necrorhizus, 1039 nucleotides. RefSeq lists its product as uncharacterized. NCBI's taxonomy places the organism in Eukaryota, Fungi, Basidiomycota, Agaricomycetes, Agaricales, Physalacriaceae. The coding region runs from base 228 to 866 and encodes 212 amino acids. The record is from RefSeq and is a predicted model, not a curated record. The transcript is spliced from 3 exons.
UGAUGUUCUCUCCGGGAACCUUUAAACCAGAAUAUAUGCCUUUCAUUGUUUCAGGAUGUUUGCGAGUCAGCGAAGCAUGUGGUGAGGAGUCAGUGGAAUGCCGAACACAUAUUGAUUUCAUGCGCCGUGUGGUGUGAAAACGAAGAAAUGUCAAUGGGCCUUGUGACCCCGAGACGAAUCACAUCGAGGGAAAGGUCGCCAGCCAAGGUCCUGUAUCUUCUACCAGCAUGCCGCCGAGGAGAAAGAGAACAAGGACUAGGGCUGCGAAUUCAGCGGGAGUAGCAACUGUGACACCCAUCCAGGCGUUCUUCGCCCAAUACCCUGCAUUUGCAUACGAUCCUAGCGAGGAAACAAUGAAACAAUUCUGGAACAUGCUGCGUCAAUUCGAAUGGGGCGGCGUCAAUGGUGACAGAGACGUGGCACUUUCUGGAAUCCGGGAUGCUAUUGCCCAGCAGUUCAACGACAUCUAUGGUGGGAACGCCGAGGAUCUGGGUGCGUGGCAGCGACUUUGUGAGAUGGUGGGUGAGGGGGACGUACCUACCAAUAUCAAUGCAAGCAGAGCGGCAAUGAAGAGGAUAUUUGUCAAUAUAUGCGACCUUGUUGAUUAUCCAGCUACUCAAGUACGACCACCUCUGUUCUCCACCGAGGUUGAACUGGCUGAGUACAGUCGCUCCAAUGGCAAGAUCUAUCCCAGAGACAACGCCUAUGCCGGAGGGCUUUUACGGUUCCUAUUGAGGAAGAUAAAGCAUCCGUCGCAGCAUCGAGGAGGAAGCACAGGGAGGGGCGGAGGAAGUGGACGAGGAGGAGGAAGGGGGCGAGGAGGAGGAAGGGGGCGAGGAGGAAGAAGGGGCAGAGCGUCGAACUAAUGGCUAGUCGAAGUUGCAAAAAUUUUUGUGAAGUGUCGAAGAAGUAAGAUUUUCUUGAUGUACAAACCUGCUACCGCACGGAUAGUUUUCUGGAUGCCAAAACUUAAUGUACAUGUGUAAACUUUUCGAAUACUAGGGUUUUGAAAAGAUGACUGGACUCUGCCGGGGGUGAC